GCGCGUCUACAAGCCGUGCCGGGAACUCGAGUGUGCGUCCGUGCGUGGGCGCUCCAAGCUCCCGACGUCGGCUUUCGGCGGUCCCAGCUCCGCGCCAGGGCCCAGGUUUCAAGCUGUCUGUGCAAGGGGAGGGGGCUGAGGCUUGCUGCCCUGGGUGGCUGGAGGACCUGCUGGAGCUGCGGGAGGAGGCGCCACAGGUGUUCCUUGGGCCACUUCGCCCUAGGAGGGGAGCCAGGCAGGAAGGGUUAGCGUCCUGGCCUGUGCACCGCGGCUGUCAGGAAGGCGUAGAACAGAUGGGGGUGGCGGUGGGGAGAGGACGUCCAGGGUGCAGGGUGAUUGCUUGCCCUUCGAGGAAGGCACACAGUUAGUGGCAACAACUCUAGUAGGGAAAUUUCUUGGCAUCAAGCAAAAGAAUCCCCUUCCUUCCCAAAGGAUUCGAAUUUGGGGAGAAAAGUUCUGGUAUCUGUGUAUUUUGUCUCUUUUUCCUGCACGUAAAUCCUGAAACUAUCACUGGCAAGCCUGUCUUCUCCCAAGACUGUCUAGGAGGGGGUGAAGGAAGGGGCAGAAGUGUUUUUGCCCAAGAUGCUGAAAAUAUUUGGAGGGCAGUUUUAUUCCAGUGAAAGUCCCUCCCUCGUGGAGUACCUGGGACCUGGCUGAAGCCAACAUGCCCAUCACUCGGAUGCGCAUGAGACCCUGGCUAGAGAUGCAGAUUAAUUCCAACCAAAUCCCAGGGCUGAUCUGGAUUAAUAAAGAGGAGAUGAUCUUCCAGAUCCCAUGGAAGCACGCUGCCAAGCAUGGCUGGGACAUCAACAAGGAUGCCUGUCUGUUCCGGAGCUGGGCCAUUCACACAGGCCGAUACAAAGCAGGGGAAAAGGAGCCAGAUCCCAAGACAUGGAAGGCCAACUUUCGCUGCGCCAUGAACUCCCUGCCAGACAUUGAGGAGGUGAAGGACCAGAGCAGGAACAAGGGCAGCUCAGCUGUGCGGGUGUACCGGAUGCUUCCACCCCUGACCAAGAACCAGAGGAAAGAGAGAAAGUCCAAGUCUAGCCGAGAUGCUAAGAGCAAGGCCAAGAGGAAGUCAUGUGGGGACUCCAGCCCUGAUACCUUCUCUGAUGGACUCAGCAGCUCCACCCUGCCUGAUGACCACAGCAGCUACACAGCUCAGAGCUACAUGGGGCAGGACUUGGAGAUUGAACGGGCCCUUACUCCAGUGCUGUCAUCAUGUGCUGUAAGUAGCACUCUCCCCGACUGGCACAUGCCAGGGGAAAUUGUGCCGGACAGCACCAGUGACCUGUACAGCUUCCAAGUGUCGCCUAUGCCCUCCACCUCUGAAGCUGCAACAGACGAGGACGAGGAAGGGAAAUUAACUGACGACAUCAUGAAGUUCUUGGAGCAGUCGGGGUGGCAGCCGACAAACGUGGAUGGCAAGGGAUACCUGCUCAAUGAACCUGGGGCCCAGCCCCCCUCUGUCUAUGGAGACUUCAGCUGCAAGGAGGAGACAGAAGUCGACAGCCAUGGGGGGUAUAUUGGGCUGAUAUCUUCAGAUCUGAAGAACAUGGACACCAGCUGGCUGGACAGCCUGUUGACCCCAGUCAGGCUGCCCUCCAUCCAGGCCAUUCCUUGUGCUCCAUAGCUGGGCCCCUGGCCCCCUUUUACUCCCCUAGGUGAGCAGGACCUGGCAUCAUGGUGACUGUGGUGCAGAGAAGCAGGACUCCUGUGGGCCCUUUUGACAUGGCAAAGCGUGACCCCACUGCCGAGUGGGGAUGGGGCCUCCCUCCUUGGGACGGUGGCCUCUUGGGGCCUGCCAGGCCAAGGUCUGGGCUCAUCUUGUGGGGGUAAUGCUGGCCCUGCCUCCUCGGAAGAUGGGGUUCUGAGAUUGGUGUGUCAGGUGGAAGUCUCAGAAAGGAGUCAGCCUCCAGCUUUCCCCUCUAUGCCCAGCUGCCUGGAGAGGGUCUCACUGUCACUGAGCUGGCCCAAGGGAAUGGACCAGUGACCUCAGAAAAGCACAGCACCGACCCCAGGGCUGGCUCUGCACUAAGAGACAAUUGCACUAAGUGAAUCCUGUUCCCAAAGAACCACCUCCCUUCCCAGCUGAGCCCUGGGGACUGUUCCAAAGCCAGUGAAAUGUGAAGGAAAAGUGGGGUCCUGCGGGACAGUACUCCCUCAGCCUCGGAGGAGCUCUGCCCUGCUCCCUGCUCGGGCUGAGGGGCUCGGGAAAAAACAUGGCACUUUUUCUUGUGGAACUUGCCACAUUUCUGAUCAGAGGUGUACACUAACGUCUCCGCUAAGCUCUUGGACUUUGCAUUUAUUUAUACAGUGCCUUGCCCUGCGCCCACCUGCCCCCUCAGGCAGGCCCCAGCAGCCCUCAGGAGGCCCAGGGAGGGAAGUGUGAGCGCCUUGGAAAAUUUUUAAAAUUGGAAAACGCCAUCUGACCACUAAGUCAUGUGUGAUCACAUAUGUACAUGUCUGUAAAUUUGUACAUUUGUCUUUUUAUAAAAAGUUAAUUGUUUA
Equus caballus (horse) is the source of this 2511-nucleotide messenger RNA. RefSeq names its product interferon regulatory factor 1 (gene IRF1). Gene Ontology annotation, cellular component: nucleus. Gene Ontology annotation, molecular function: RNA polymerase II cis-regulatory region sequence-specific DNA binding; DNA-binding transcription factor activity, RNA polymerase II-specific. Gene Ontology annotation, biological process: immune system process; regulation of transcription by RNA polymerase II. The record is from RefSeq and is a predicted model, not a curated record. Lineage: Eukaryota; Metazoa; Chordata; Mammalia; Perissodactyla; Equidae.